AUGGACAGUAGGAGGAUGAUUAAAAGAGAAGACUCUAAAAGAAGACAAACCCGUGAUGAUAAUUCCCCCUCCAUCUCGGAUGACUCCGACAGCCAUGAUUCUUCUCCCCGACGACGCUCUUCUAGGAGAAGUAGAGAACGAAGCCGCAGUAGUAAGCACAACCGGCGUCGGGAUUCAGAUUCUGAUUCCGAUUCCGAUGACCACAGGAGUAAGAAGAAAAAGAAGGGGACAGGGUCUUCGAAGAAGAUUGGUGAAGAUGAGAUCGCUGAGUAUCUAACCAAGAAAGCUCAGAAAAAGGCAACGAAAGUAGCAAAGAAGCUGAGAGCUCAGAAUGUUUAUGGUUAUGCCAAUGACUCCAAUCCAUUUGGUGAUUCCAACCUCAAUGAGAAGUUUGUGUGGAGAAAGAAGAUUGAGCGAGAUGUUAUUCAAGGAGCUCCUCUUGACAUGUUCUCUGUUAAGGCCGAAAAGAAGAAACAGAAAGAAAGAAUGGCCGAAAUUGAAAAAGUUAAAAAGAGAAGGGAGGAAAGGGCCAUUGAAAAAGCACAACAUGAAGAGGAAAUGGCCUUGCUAGCUAGAGAGCGUGCUCGAGCUGAAUUCCAAGAUUGGGAAAAGAAAGAAGAAGAGUUUCAUUUUGAUCAAAGCAAAGUUCGAUCUGGAAUAAGGUUGCGUGAAGGGCGUAUCAAGCCAAUUGAUGUACUGUCAAAGCAUGUUAAUCCUUCUGAUGAAUUUGAUGUGGAAUUAGAGGAGCCAUACAUGGUCUUUAAGGGUUUGACAGUUAAGCAAAUGGAAGAGCUUCAUGAGGACAUAAAAAUGCAUCUUGAUUUGGACAGGGGAACACCAACUCAUAUACAAUAUUGGGAGGCACUAUUGGUGGUAUGUGAGUGGGAAUUAGGCGAGGCACGUAAAAAAGAUACAUUGGAUCGAGCUAGAGUCAGAGGCGAACAACCACCCGCUGAACUACUUGCAGAAGAAAGAGGUUUGCACUCAAGCAUAGAAGCUGAUGUCAAGAAGCUUCUAGAUGGAAAGUCAUUCCUUGCCCUCGAAGCUCUCCAAUCACAAAUCGAGUCACAAAUGCGUUCAGGCACUGCUAAAGUUGUCGAGUAUUGGGAAGCUGUUCUUAAACGCCUUCACAUCUACAAGGCCAAGGCUUGCUUAAAGGAAAUUCACAAUAAGAUGCUGAGGAAGCAUCUAGAACAUCUUGAGAAACCAUCUUACGGGGACAUGGAACGAGACAAAACCGUUUCACCCAAAGUGGAGGAAGAAUCCGAUCAUGAUUCCAAGGGUAUUUCCGUCAAUUCACCCCCAGUCUCUCCUGAACCAACACAUGACAAGACAAUGGAGGAAGAAAAAGAAGAAGAAGAAGAAGAAGCUGGCUCCUUCUCACCGGAGCUGUUACAUGGUGAUGAAAAUGAAGACGCGAUUGAUCCUGAAGAGGACAGGGCUAUUUUGGAAAGGAAACGUGUGGAAGUUGUUGAAGAACAACAGAGGAAAUUUCAAGAAGCAAUGGCUUCGAGGCCACCUCCUUCAUCUGAAGAUAGUAAUUUGGAAAUGAGAGCUGUGAAAAUAAUGGGAGCUAUGGAUAAUGGUGAUGAGGUGUUUGGAAACAGUGAUGAAGUUAAUGUUGAUUCACAGGUGUACUGGUGGCAUGAUAAAUAUAGGCCUAGAAAACCCAAGUAUUUCAACAGAGUGCACACGGGUUACGAGUGGAAUAAAUACAAUCAAACUCAUUAUGAUCAUGAUAAUCCACCUCCAAAGAUUGUUCAAGGAUAUAAAUUUAAUAUAUUUUAUCCGGAUCUUGUGGAUAAAAUUAAAGCUCCGAUUUAUACAAUUGAAAAAGAUGGUGAUAGUGCUGAAACAUGCAUCAUUCGUUUCCAUGCGGGCCCACCCUAUGAAGAUAUCGCGUUUCGCAUAGUGAACAAAGAAUGGGAGUAUUCACACAAGAAGGGAUUUAAAUGCACAUUUGAACGUGGAAUCUUGCAUGUUUAUUUCAACUUCAAACGUUAUAGGCUUUCCGAUAUACAAACAACAAAAGAGUUCGUGGUGUGUAUACAGUUUCCUUCCACCUCACGAUCACGGACUAGUUUUGGUGUACAUAUGACGAACGGUAAAGCAGAGGGGGAGAAAGAGGGUAGAAGAAAGCUUAUUGGUCGUUGUGGUUCGUGUUCCAUACCACAUUCAACCACGACAACGACCAACAACAUAAGCAAGCCCGAACUGGUGUUCAUGUUUGUGGUUCGCACCAAGGUGGACAAUGGAUGA
Messenger RNA from Lactuca saligna, 2259 nucleotides. The record is from the annotation of a GenBank genome assembly. NCBI's taxonomy places the organism in Eukaryota, Viridiplantae, Streptophyta, Magnoliopsida, Asterales, Asteraceae.